This is a messenger RNA of Uloborus diversus, 663 nucleotides long. RefSeq lists its product as uncharacterized. The record is from RefSeq and is a predicted model, not a curated record. NCBI's taxonomy places the organism in Eukaryota, Metazoa, Arthropoda, Arachnida, Araneae, Uloboridae. The coding region runs from base 1 to 663 and encodes 220 amino acids. The transcript is spliced from 3 exons.
AUGAAUGUCAAUAAAACGCAACUAAAAUAUGUCAACUCAGUCCCUGAAUUUAAUAAAAUGUUAUCGGAUUCGACAAAAAACAUCAAGGACGUGUACUUUCCUUCUGAAAAAAUUGCUGCCGUGCAGUGGACCGUAGCGGACCAGUUUGUGGAACAAGAUGCUUCAACAAAUGUGUUUCUCGCAGCAUUCACCACAGCUUGGGCACGUCUCAAGUUGUACGGUGAAAUGGACAAGUUAGGAAGAGCCGUGCUAUACCAUGACACGGACAGCAUCAUAUAUGCAAGCAAUGGAUUCAAUGAUCCCCCCUUAGGAAACUUUCUCGGGGAAUUCACUGACGAACUAUCCGGGGGAACAAUAACAACAUUUGUAUCUGGAGGUCCCAAGAAUUAUGCCUAUGAAACAACUGAUGGCAAAACGUACUGCAAAGUACGGGGAUUCACAUUAAACUUCCGAAAUUCGGCAACCCUAAAUUUUGAUUCUAUGAAAACCCUGGUCUUAAAUAUGGAUGAUGAGGAGGGGAUUCCGAUAACAAAUCCCAGCAAAAUCACACGUGAGCCAAAAAAACGAAAAGUUGUAAAUAAACCAGAGACCAAAUUAUAUAAAAUAGUUUACAACAAACGAGUGGUACAAAAAGACUUGACAACACUACCCUAUGGAUACUAG